AUGCGAGGAGCUGUGGGGCUUACCCUGGCCCUGAUCGUGGUCGAAGACGACCGCUUCUCGGAGCACGUGAGAGACCUCGUGCUCUUCUACGUGGCGGGCAUCGCGGCCCUAACUCUCAUCAUCAACGGGUCGCUCUGCGGAUACCUCGUCUCCGCCUUGGGCCUCGACAGGCAUGUGUUGUCGACGACAGCGGAGACGGAGGUCUUCACGAAAGCGUGCUCGGCCAUCGAAGCUCGUCUUGAGCACAAGUUGGACCUUCUGAAAGGCGACCGGUUCCUCGGAGACGCGGACUGGGAGAUGGUUUGGCGAUAUCUCCCCGUGUCUACCUCCAAGAUGUACUGGCAUCGAAUAAGGCACGGCAACAUCAACCUCUCCGUGGAAGAAGAGGAAGAUAUCCACAUGAUACGGGACGGUAUUGUCAACGAGGCCGGUCUUCACGGAGUCUUGGCCUUCAGGGCUCACCAGGUACACAAGUGGUUCACGCGAAGGAUUCUGCGUCUCCGCGGAGGGGUGGGCUACUGCGACCUUCCCAGCAGGCUUCGCGUCACCUGGUACACCUACCACAAGGCGAGCGUCAAAUUUCACCAUUCAUCGGCAACAGGAGACGACAACCAGCACCGCAAGGACAUGGAGCUUCAACGCCUCAACGCGGAGCCGCGCAUGAUACUAGAGGCCGAGGCCUGGAGCAACCUCAACGCCGGAGACGAUCCAGACACAUUGCUCCACCCGAAUCAGACGCCAGUGUCGCACACCCUCCGCAAGCACCUGGACAACGUGGGGAUGCUAGGGUUUCAGGACGAGUCGGGGAUGAUGUCCGACUUCGGGCAGAGGGAGAUAGCCAAGCAUGCAGCGGGAGCGAAGUCUGGGACUCUGUUCGGGACUGACCGGGGCGGGGCAGAGGCGCUCCGCAUGGUGGAGGGAGUCAACAAGCUGAAGGAAGAGAGACGCCGAGCUCGGGAGGCGGUCGCUAAGGCGGAGGCUCGGCUAUCCCGACUCGACAAAGACAUGACCAUAUCCAGGCACAAGGGGUUGGAGGAAGACAUGAAGGAGGUAAUGAAACAAGCGAGGGAGGGGGGCAUGCUGGGGCACGCCUCCAUCCACGGAGGGGCUUGCUUCACCAACAGGAAGGGGACGCCCAGCGGCGGGGACAGCAGCCGGCCUUACGGCGGGGGGGAUGUCGACGACGAGAAGCGGCCGGAAUCAGACGACGAUGACGACGACGACAACGACGACGAUGACGUGGGAAUGCCCAUGGACGGCUCAACGCGCGGCAGCAGUAAGGGCGGCGGUGGCGGCGGCGGCGGCAGUAGUUCCUUCCGCAGUGGCAGCGGCCGUUUCAAGAGCAGCGGCGGUAGCUGGGACGUGGGCGGCGAUGGAGAUGAUGGGAGAGGGGGGGAGGAGGAGCAGGGCGAGGAGGAGGAGAAGGAGGAGGAAAAGGGGGGUGUUCAUGGGGACGGGCACGAGGUUAAGGCGAAGACGGAGGUCGCGCCGGAGUGGAAUCCGUACGAGGACUCGGACGACGACGACGGACCACUCCUUAAGAGUGAUACGAACAAACCGAGGCUCUCGAUGGGGCACCGUCGAAAGCGUUCGCGGGGCGGUCCACCAGGGGGCAGCACAGACGAAGGGGAAGGAGAAGGGGGGCGAACAGGCGGCUCGGCGAUCACGUCCGGAGCCUUGACGAUGGGAUCCAUGUCAGAGGCGAGGGUGCGAUUCCUGACGGCAGUCAAGGCUCACUUCACGGCGAGGUACCACCAGGGCUGGCUGUCGUCAAUGGGGCUCCGUGUCUUGAAGGAAAAUAUGGACUCUCAGCUUGACCACGACGAGCUGGAGAUGGACCAGUGGAGCCUCCUCUCCACCGCCUUCCGGCUUCCCACAAGCAUGGCGAUUCUCCGCAAGAUUCCUCUCGUUGGAAACUUGGUGGAGUCGUACAUGUACCGGAGGCUGAUGUUCAUCUUCGAGCUGGCCUCCAACUUCAUCUCCGCCCACGAGGACGUGGACAUCCUAGAGCUGCUUCACGAGGGGCCGGUGGCCUACCAGCUGGCGCUCGAGAAGAACCGGCAGCUGCAGGACGCCAGGAGCACGCUGUCCCAGCAGCUGCCGGUGUUCCCCGAGCUGGCCCGUUCGCUCAAGACUCGGGUUGCGGCGAAGUACAUGCUGGUGCAGCACCGAGAGGUUGUCCACGAGCUCUUCCACCAUGGACACAUCAACGACAGGGAGUCGGAAGGGCUCAUCGCCGAGAACAAUGCAGCGAGGGUGAAGCUGGAGUACCACCCUGCCGCCGACCAGAUUCCAGACAGGUUCACCCUUUUGAAGAACGUUCCCUUCCUGAGGUUCCUCACGGACGAGGAGAAGGCGGAGAUCAUCAACAACGAGAAGGCCUGCCAGGAGGAAUUCUACGGGUCCAACGUCGUGCUCAUGAACGCGAAGAUGAGCUUCGCCAGGGGGGCUCGCAGACAGGGCUGGUUCAGCGUCGUCAGGGGGGCCGUUCGUCAGGCGUCCAGUGCCAGCGGGUAG
This is a messenger RNA of Ectocarpus sp. CCAP 1310/34, 2517 nucleotides long. The record is from the annotation of a GenBank genome assembly. NCBI's taxonomy places the organism in Eukaryota, Phaeophyceae, Ectocarpales, Ectocarpaceae.